AUGGCGGCGGCGCCGGGGACGAGCUCCGGUGGGGCCGGAGGCGAGGGGGCCGGGCGCACCAAGGUGAACCAGGAGCUGUGGUACGCGUGCGCGGGGCCGCUCGUGACGCUGCCGCCGGCGGGGAGCCUCGUCGUCUACUUCCCCCAGGGACACAGCGAGCAGGUAGCAGCAUCUAUGCGAAAGGAUGCAGAUGCCAAAAUUCCGAGCUAUCCAAAUCUUCCAUCUAAGCUUAUAUGCAUACUCCGUAGUGUCACUAUGCUAGCUGAUCCUGACACAGAUGAGGUUUAUGCUCGAAUGACUCUCCAACCAGUUAGCAAUGUGAUGCAUUGUGACAAGGAGACGUUGCUGGCAACAGAGCUUGCACUGAAACAAACCAGACCACAGGCAGAGUUCUUUUGUAAAACACUGACUGCAAGUGAUACAAGCACUCAUGGAGGUUUCUCUGUGCCACGGCGUGCUGCAGAGCGAAUUUUCCCCCAUCUUGACUUCUCAAUGCAGCCUCCUGCUCAGGAACUGCAGGCCAGGGAUUUGCACGAUGCAAUUUGGACAUUCCGUCAUAUAUUUCGAGGCCAGCCUAAAAGGCAUUUGCUGACUACUGGCUGGAGCCUAUUUGUCAGUGGAAAGAGACUCCUUGCUGGCGACUCAGUCCUGUUUAUUAGGGACGGAAGACAGCAAUUCCUCUUGGGGAUAAGGCGGGCAAAUAGGCAGCCUGUUAACCUCUCAUCAUCUGUUUUGUCUAGUGACAGUAUGCAUAUUGGAAUUCUUGCUGCUGCAGCCCAUGCAGCAGCUAAUAACAGCCAAUUCACAGUAUUCUAUAAUCCAAGGGCUAGUCCUUCAGAAUUUGUUAUUCCUUUUGCCAAGUACCAGAAGGCUGUCUAUAGCAACCAACUAUCACUUGGCAUGCGGUUUAGAAUGAUGUUUGAAACUGAAGAAUCUGCAACAAGAAGGUACAUGGGAACAAUAACUGGUAUAAGUGAUAUGGAUCCUGUAAGGUGGAAAAACUCCCAAUGGCGCAAUAUUCAGGUUGCAUGGGAUGAAGCAGCACCAAGUGAGAGACGCACCAGGGUUUCCCUUUGGGAGGUUGAACCUGUUAUAGCUCCAUUCUUCAUUUAUCCCUCGCCAUUGUUCACUGCAAAACGUCCGAGACAACCUGGGAUAACAGAUGACGAUAGCUCAGAAAUGGACAAUCUUUUUAAGCGGACCAUGCCAUGGUUUGGUGAGGAGAUUGGCAAGAAAGAUCUGAGUACUCAAAACAGUUUAGUUCCUGGAUUAAGUUUAGUUCAGUGGAUGAACAUGCAACAGAACUCCUCUCUUGUCAACACAGUUAUGCAACCGGAAUUGCUAAAUUCGUUAGCUGGAAAACCUGUACAAACUCUGGCUGCAGCUGAUCUAUCUAGGCAAAUUAGCUUCCAGCCCCAGUUCCUGCAACAAAAUAACAUACAGUUCAACACUUCGCUGCUACCUCCCCAAAACCAGCAGACCGAACAGUUAGCAAACGUAAUAGCUACACCAAACCAAUUGGGAAGUGCUAUAGUACAACAAAAGGUAGUUCAAAAUUGCAGUUCUGAACAGAAACAGAAUCCGGUAACUCAACAAUUGCAAGUCAGCCAACCAAUGAUUAGUAUGGCACAGCCUCAACUUGUCCAUACUCAAGUCCAGCAACCUCAAGUCAUUCUCCAGGCUCAGCCUCAGCAUCCUCAAGUCAUUGUCCAAGCUCAACUACAGCAACAGCAACCUCUGGUUCAAAAUCACACCACCAUACAAGGUGGUCUUCAACAAAUCCAGCUUCUGCAGCAACAGCAUCCUCAUCUGCAGCAGCAGCAGGUUCAGCAGUCAGUGCAGGAACAACAGCAAAUAAAGAUACAGCCUUUUCAUCAGGUACCUAAUGACGCAAACAUGGUAACACAGUUAUCUGAUCAGAUGAAAAUACAACUAUUGAAGGCUCUACAACCACAGCAGCCUCUGGUCAUGGAACAGCAGAAAAUGAUAUUGGAUUUGCAGCAACAAGCAGUAAAUUCUCAUUCAACUGCUCGGCAGUGCUCGCAGGUAGCUACCCAAGUGGUAGGUUUGCAUAGCAGUAGCACUAUUCAGUACCCGACGCAGCAAAAGACUCAACCUCCCAAACCAAUUCAAGAGUUUCCUGGGAAUGCUGUUUCUAUUGUAAAAUCAGAAAUUGUCACCUCCAUGGGUGCUCGCUCUUUGCAUGUGCCUGGCGGAGUGCAGUCAAUGAAGACGGAUGAUGUUCCCUCUUCUUCAACAUCACCAUCCACAAACAAUAAUCCUGUUAUUUUGCGAUCCACUCCAAGUAGCUCCAAGAACCAAUGUUUACCUACUGCAGCAAAGGCUCCUCAAUCAUCUGUUGUAUUGGGUUCUACACUUGAACAGGGUAUGAAACCUUUUGAGAGUACACAGCACACAAUGGUGAUUCCCAAGAUGACUGAAGAAAGGCCAGCUACUGGACAAGACUACAUGAACAGCACUCAGAUGGAUUAUUUGGAUACGUCCUCUUCAGUGACUUCAGUUUGCCUUUCUCAGGCUGACGGAUCACUGCAACAAAAUUUUCCACCUUCAUCCUUCAAUCAGCAUCAACCGUUGAGAGAAACGGUUCCAGAUAGCGAGUUUGAGGUUACAGAUGCAGGAAAUAACUUUCUAUUUGGGGCAAACAUUGAUGGCCAUAUGGAGCCUCUUAACGAAGACUCUUUGCUUGGAACUACCUUUGAAACUGAGAAGUACAUGGAUCAGAUGCCAGGAAAUGGCAUCUCUAACUACAUUUCAUCAAAGGAUUCUCAACAAGAGUUAUCAUCUUCAAUGAUUUCACAUUCAUUUGGUGUUGCUGAUAUUGCAUUCAAUUCCAUAGAUUCAUCAAUCAAUGAUAUCCCAUUCUUAAAUAGAAAUUCCCGGGCUCCAGGUCCUGCUCAUCAACGGAUACGAACAUACACCAAGGUGCACAAGCGUGGUGCUGUUGGAAGAUCAAUUGACAUCAACAGAUAUUCUGGAUAUGAUGAACUGAAGCAUGAUAUUGCCCGUAUGUUUGGUAUUGAGGGGCAACUCAGUGACCAAAAUAGAGUUGGCUGGAAGCUAGUAUAUGAAGAUCACGAGAAGGAUGUUCUAUUAGUUGGUGAUGACCCAUGGGAGGACUUUGUGAACUGCGUGCGGUGCAUCAGGAUUCUUUCACCACAGGAAGAAAGGCAAAUGAGAUUGGCCAGUGACUAUGGAGAUAGCUUUCUUGGAAACCAAGCAUGCAGCAGUUCAGAUGGGGGUCACCCGUGGAGGGUCACCGGUGACUAG
Molecule: messenger RNA, 3288 nt
Organism: Miscanthus lutarioriparius
Lineage: Eukaryota; Viridiplantae; Streptophyta; Magnoliopsida; Poales; Poaceae
Source: the annotation of a GenBank genome assembly